AUGUUCCGCUCCCAGAUCGCUCGCCAGGCUCGCCUGUUCUCCACCACCCCCAUCGCUCGCAAGAGCCCCGUCGAGACCAUCAAGGACGCUGCCAAGGCUGUCGACAGGACAAUCUCCGGCGCCGCCGUAAAGGGCAUUGAGAAGGGUGAGCAAGUCGCCGAGGCUGUCAAGGAGGCCACUCCCAACACCGCCAGCGAGGCCAAGGGCCAGGCGAACGAGGCUCUCGGCCAGGCCAAGGGCAAGGCCGCCGAGCUGAAGGGCGAGGCCAGCAAGAAGGCCGGCGAGGUCCAGGGCGAAGUCAACAAGAAGGCUGGUGAGGUCCAGGGCGAGGCCAACAAGAAGUUGUAA
Molecule: messenger RNA, 348 nt
Organism: Ascochyta rabiei
Lineage: Eukaryota; Fungi; Ascomycota; Dothideomycetes; Pleosporales; Didymellaceae
Exons: 2
Coding region: 1-348 (115 amino acids)
Source: RefSeq, a predicted model, not a curated record